Messenger RNA from Varanus komodoensis (Komodo dragon), 726 nucleotides. RefSeq names its product nitric oxide synthase-interacting protein-like. Bases 1 to 564 code for a protein of 187 amino acids. The record is from RefSeq and is a predicted model, not a curated record. The transcript is spliced from 5 exons. Gene Ontology annotation, molecular function: ubiquitin protein ligase activity. Gene Ontology annotation, cellular component: nucleus. NCBI's taxonomy places the organism in Eukaryota, Metazoa, Chordata, Lepidosauria, Squamata, Varanidae.
AUGUUAUUCUCCGACGACUUCAGCUUUUCCAACACACUCGAAACCCGGAAGUCGAACUCCGGAAUCUUAACACAACUGUGCUUUGCAGAGGAUUCACAGCCUGGGCCCAGUAAAGAAGACAAAGCUAAGCAACUGCCCAGCUUUUGGAUCCCUUCACUGACCCCUGAGGCCAAGACCAAAGUCAUUCAGAAGCCAGACAAGUGUGUGUACUGUCCCAUGAGCAGGAAACCCCUGAAGCUGAAAGACCUGAUUCCAGUGCACUUCACCCCCGUGGAUACUAGUGUCGAUCGUGUAGGGCUGAUCAACCGUCAGGACCGAUACGUGUGUGCGGUCACACGAGACAUGCUUGGCAACUCUGUCCCUUGUGCUGUGCUCCGUCCAUCGGGCUCUGUUGUGACUCUAGAGUGUGUGGAGAAACUCAUCAAAAAGGACAUGGUUGAUCCAGUGAAUGGGGAGAAGCUCACAGAGAAGGACAUCAUUGUCCUACAGCGGGGUGGCACAGGAUUUUCAGGGUCAGGUGUGGAGCUGGAGGCCAAGAAGUCCCGCCCUGUUAUGCAAGCAUAACCUGUACAGACAGCUGCCCAGGCAGAGGAAAGAAACAGCCACUUUGCCAUUCUAGGCUGGCUACAAUGUCUUAUCCCAAAACAGCAAAUAUUGCAUAUGAAUAGAGAUGGCAAAAACCUUCUGUAAAUUUGUAAAUAAAAGCUGUUUUGUUUCUUUGUUUUA